CUCGUAUCACAGCGUAAACAAUAACUUUGAGAACAUUUCGAUUUUAGAAUUAUUAAACAAAUGAUGACAAGUGCAAGUGAAGAUGAUGCACAAAAACCCGACGAAGGUGAAGAGGAAGCUUUAAAUAAUAACAUAGUACAUAAAGAAAAACAUACAGAUGACGUCCAAAAGGAUAAAGAAGUACAAAUAAUUACAAAUAAGUUUAAAAGGAGAUUUGAAAAUUCAUUUACAAAUAUAUUUUUUCUAGUUUGUAUAACUGGGAUCUCGUUAGGCAUACUGUUAGAGAUUGUCAACGUUGUCAGACGAAAUCAAAAACCCGAAGUCGAAAUUGUAACAGAAAUUGCAAGCAGUAGCCUAAAUCCAAAAUAUUGGAUGUACCCAAACACUAAGGCAGUAAAUAGCAGAGAUGAUUUUCUUAAACACGUGCAUGUGGUCCUUGAAAGAGUGGGAUACGAGAAAAGUACAAAUGAAACGCCCUGGGACCUGUUAUGGUCGUAUCCCAACCCAUUUACUGACAUCAAUUUAAAAAAAUUAAGUGGCAAUCAGAAAGUAAACCAUUUCCCGGGCACAGGGUUCAUCACCUGUAAAGUCGAAUUGGCAACAUCUCAAUCAGAUUUUAUACCAAAAGCUUUCAGAUUACCAAAAGACAAAAAUGACUUCUUGAAGUACGCUGAGAAUAACAAAGACGCAUUAUUUGUACAAAAACAUAACAAUCAUAGAAAUGUACAUUUAAAAAACGUGACUGAAAUAGAUUUGUCUAACAACAAGACUUUUGUUCAAGAAUUUAUUCAAAGACCAUUCUUAGUGGACGGACAUAAGUUCGAUAUUGGCGUGUAUGUGGUGCUGGAGUCUGUGAAUCCUCUCAGAGUUUAUUGGUACAAGGGCGACAUACUAUUCAGAUUCUGUCCGACAAAGUACUACCCAUUUGAUCCAAGUAAUGUGGAUAAGUAUGUGAUAGGUGACGACUAUUUGCCUACUUGGGAGGUGCCCUCUCUGGCACACCCCUACACCGCACUAGGCAAUACUAUGAAGGAAACCUUCGACAUCUAUGCCAGAUCUGUGGGUAAAGAUACUACCAAAAUGUGGCAGGAUGUCCAGGCAGCUAUAACCGAGAUAUUCAUUAUGAAAGAAUCGAUCAUCGAUGACAAGUUCAAGGCAUACUCGUCGCCAGAAAACUUCUUCGAAAUGAUGAGGUUCGACUUGAUCGUCGAUGAAAAUUUAAAAGUGUAUCUACUUGAGGCCAACAUGGGACCAAACCUAAGUUCUAAACAUUUUCCACCAAACCAGCUUCUGUAUGAACAAGUGUUGUAUAAUUUGUUCUCGCUAACUGGUGUCGCACAGGCGAAGGUCGCUGUUAAUGCUGCUGACAAAGGUGAAACAAAAGCUGCAGAAGACAUGGUAUCAGCUGAGAAGAACAUAGCGGUAUAUGGAGACGAGUGCAGGACUCUCUGUAAAGACAGCUGUGAAGUUUCGGAUCUGUGUCGUCUAUGCAAGCCGUGCCUUACAGUCAAGCUGAAGAAGACCUUGUUGGCUGCAUACAGAGAAUUCUUACAUAGGGGAGACUUCAGAAGGCUUAUUCCACCGCCUAUGGUCCCCAAUCAGGACAUAAAAGCCGUAUUAGAGGAAGUCAAAGAUCUGUCAUUGAACAAUAAACUUCUACACUUGUGGUACCAGGGGAAGUGUAACCAAGACUUGACCUGGUGCUUGUAAUAAAAAUAUAUAUUAAAUCUACUUAAGUUAUUUAAACUUUGUGUUAUUAUUACUAUCCUAUUCAGUGGCAUAGCGUAUCUUGACGGGGCCCCAUAUAAAAAUUUGUUUGGGAGUCUUUAUGAAAGGUAAAAAAUUCUCAGAAGAGAUUUUUUUUUACAUAAUAUCUAUACUAAUAAUUUGUGUUAAAGCCGGAAACUUUCUAAGUCAUUUCCUCUGCCCGAAUUGUCGGAAAAUGAUUACUUUAGUUUUUCUAAAGUUUCUACCAACCUUUGAACGCAUGCAUUUUGUGAUUACUGAAAUAAAAUAUAAAUUGAGAAGUUUUAUAUUUUUGUUUACACCCAUUGGAGGCCCCGAUAGUCCGGGGGCCCCAUAUAAUUGAUACGGCAGAUACGGCGCUAGCUUUUUUUUAAGGGGGGAAAAUC
Spodoptera litura is the source of this 2132-nucleotide messenger RNA. It is a transcript of the gene TTLL15, whose product is annotated as tubulin tyrosine ligase-like 15. NCBI's taxonomy places the organism in Eukaryota, Metazoa, Arthropoda, Insecta, Lepidoptera, Noctuidae. Gene Ontology annotation, biological process: protein modification process. The record is from RefSeq and is a predicted model, not a curated record.